Messenger RNA from Eruca vesicaria subsp. sativa (arugula), 619 nucleotides. NCBI's taxonomy places the organism in Eukaryota, Viridiplantae, Streptophyta, Magnoliopsida, Brassicales, Brassicaceae. The record is from the annotation of a GenBank genome assembly.
AUGGCAGGAACUGGACCGAUGACUCAGGACUGGGAGCCGGUGGUGAUCCGUAAGAGAGCCCCCAAUUCUGCCGCCAAACGCGACGAGAAAACUGUCAACGCCGCUCGUCGUUCCGGCGCCGAUAUCGAAACCGUCCGAAAAUACAAUGCUGGAACCAACAAGGCAGCAUCAAGCAGCACUUCACUCAACACAAAGACGCUUGAUGACGACACUGAGAACCUUACUCAUGAGCGUGUGCCUACGGAGCUUAAGAAAGCUAUUAUGCAAGCCCGCACUGAGAAGAAGCUAACCCAGUCCCAACUUGCUCAAAUCAUCAAUGAGAAGCCACAAGUGAUCCAAGAGUACGAGUCUGGUAAAGCUAUCCCCAACCAGCAGAUCCUUUCUAAGCUAGAGAGAGCUCUUGGUGCUAAGCUUCGUGGUAAGAAGUGAUCAUCAAGUCCUGAAAGAUGAACAAAUCUUAUUCGCUCUUUCACUUUGCUUAAUGACUAUGUUCAUGUAAUGUCGUCAACUCUGCCAAGGGUAAUCUUUUCUCAUGUAAGAAUGAUAAACCUUUUAAACUUUUGCUUAAUCAUUUACUCUUUUUAUAAACAUAUAUUAUAGAAAUAACACACAGUUUGAC